Colletotrichum destructivum is the source of this 1506-nucleotide messenger RNA. RefSeq names its product Putative major facilitator, sugar transporter, major facilitator superfamily. The record is from RefSeq and is a predicted model, not a curated record. The transcript is spliced from 5 exons. Gene Ontology annotation, biological process: carbohydrate transport; transmembrane transport. Gene Ontology annotation, molecular function: carbohydrate:proton symporter activity. Bases 1 to 1506 code for a protein of 501 amino acids. Gene Ontology annotation, cellular component: membrane. NCBI's taxonomy places the organism in Eukaryota, Fungi, Ascomycota, Sordariomycetes, Glomerellales, Glomerellaceae.
AUGGCCCCAAAAGAUAUCGAGACCAUCGCCGUCGCCUCGGCCUUACGAAGAGGCGUUGAAGAUACAGCCCUGGCUGAGGCCAUCCGCCUCGAGCACAACUUGUCAUUCUCCCAGGCUAUCAGGCUUUACCCCACAGCAAUCGGGUGGUCUGCCUUUGUGUCCCUAGGGGUCAUCAUGCUUGCGUUUGAUCCGCAACUGCUGGGGAACCUUUACGCCACGCCCCAGUUUCAGCGAGACUUUGGUUACGAGUAUGAGGGUUCCUACAUUAUCAGUGCUGCAUGGCAAACCGGACUUUCUAUGGGCAACCCGAUCGGCCAAGUUAUCGGCGCCUUGUUCGCGGCGUAUCCCAUGGAUUGGCUCGGACGGAAGUUGACCUUCGCCACUUGCGUAGUCUUGACCGCUGGCAUUGUGUCCAUCCAGUUCCUCGCGCGUUCCUUGCCCGUCUUACUGGUCGGCGAGCUACUUGGGGGUCUCGUCCUGGGCAUGUUCGUCGUUAUCGCCCCGGCUUAUGCAUCUGAAGUCUGCCCCACGGCUCUCCGUGGCCACCUAACGUCCUACGUCAACCUGUGCUUCGUCAUGGGCCAGCUUCUGGCUAAUGGCGUCACGGCGGGGACCUCGAAGCUCAAUACGCACUGGGCCUACUCUCUCCCCUUCUCACUACAGUGGCUCUGGAUUCUUGUCAUCUUACCCGGUCUACUCUUUGUGCCAGAGAGUCCCUGGUGGCUGGUCCGUAAGGGCAGGUUGGCCGACGCAGAGACGAGCCUCCGCCGACUGGCCUCCAAGGAUUCAAUGCCGCCGCCUCACUGGCGUUCAUCAUUGAGACCGACAGGCUUGAGCAAGAGCUGGAAGCAGGCAGUUCUCAGCGGCAUUUACCUCAUCAACUACGGCACAUACUUCUUCCAGCAAGCCGGUCUGCCUACCGACAAGGCCUUUGAAAUGGCCAUUGGUUUCCUUGCUGUCGGGUUCCUCGGCACCGUGAUGUCUUGGUACUUCUUGCUUCAUUACGGCAGGCGCACCAUCUACAUCACCGGCCUGGCCGCUCUGAUUGUCUUGCAGCUCCUCAUCGGCGUCCUCGACUGUGUCCCGGGCCGGCCGAAGGGUGUCGCCUGGGCGGAGUCGUCUCUGAUGCUGAUCUGGAACUUUGCCUACGAUCUGUCUGUUGGUCCCAUCUGUUUCGUCCUCAUCUCCGAAGCAUCGGCCACAAGACUCCGGUCAAAGACGAUUGCUCUUGCCACUGCCGCCCAGGGAGUCAUUGGGAUCAUAAUGACUGUCGCCAUACCGUACAUGAUCAACCCGGACGAGGCUAACAUGCAAGGCAAGCUCGGGUUCUUCUUCGGAGGCCUGGCCUGUCUGUGCUUCAUCUGGGCCUGGUUCCGCGUCCCCGAAACCAAGGGGCGCACGUAUGAAGAGCUCGACAUCUUGUUCGAACAGCGGGUUCCGGCGCGCGAUUUUAAAAGCCACAUCAUCGAGAGCAUGACUUGUCCAGGUCAUCGUAGCCCAUUAUAA